CGCUAUAGGCAACCAACAAUACACAUUUGGGCCUGCUGUGCAUGUGAAAACUAAAAACAAACGAUUGGAGGUUACCCCGGGAGGAAAAUCGUUUUUAAUCAAUAAAAACCGCUGAGAAAAUGAACAAAGCAGCGCAAAUAUUAAAAUCCCGUUCUGGGCUGACAAACUUCAAUAAAUACCCUACUCGAUUAUUGUCAAGUUCAACACAAGUUCAAGCAGAAACCAAACAAAAUGAAGAAAUUUCUAUCCCUAAACGUAUUGAAAGAGGUCCUACGGAUAUUCUCCGUGCGCUUGGCAGCACAAUAAAACGCGAUAUCACAGCUCCACAUUAUAAAUAUCAUGAUGACCCAUUCAUGAUUCCAAUGUCAAAUCUAGGCAAGAGAACUUUUGCGCUUGCACGAGAAUCCGGCAGGAAGACAGCACAUUGGGUACGCGCUCAACAUGCUAAUUUAUUUCAGCAUAAGGAUGCAGAUCCACCAAUUGAGAUGUUCUUCCCUAAAAUGGUUUAUAAUGAAAAGUCUGAUGUCACCGAAGAAGAUUUAAAAUCAGUUAUCAGCAAUGUGCUUGUAUCUGAUGCUAUUACUGUUUAUAAGAUGUUGAAAGAAAAAGGUGUUGAGAUCAGCGAGCAGACAAAACAAGAAUUUUUGGAUAUGUUAUGCUUCUUUAAUCAUGAAGAUUCUUUAUCCGAGGAGUUUAUUGAGGAAAGAUGGUAUAAACAGAGUGCUGGCAAGGAGAAAAUAAGAAAAACAUGGAAGGAUGGUGACCUCGCCGAAGAAAUCUUCAUCUCAAUCAACUCCCCGAAUGCAGAAAUCUACUCUUCAUUGAUCUGCGGCAUGGCUAAGUAUUACCAAGUAGAUCGCGCAUAUCAACUCUUUCAAGAAGCGCAGGAAAAGCAACUUGUUCUCAACACAAACGCAUACAAUGCAAUCAUACGCGUCGGUAACUUCCUCAAAGAAUCCUAUGACUUGCGUUGGUUAUUUGUUAGGGAUAUUCUGUCAAUGAUGUCAACAGCUAAAGUAGCGCCUAAUUUAGGCACUAUGCAUGCGGUGCUCGAAAUUCUAAGCACAAUGGGCACUAGUAGGAAUACACGACAAAGUGUGUUGAAAACAAUCAAAGAGUUUAUACUCCUAGGGAUUGAACCGUGUUUAGCCACGUGGUAUUAUGUAUUGAUCACGUAUUGCAAGGAACGCGCACCGACGAGUUUCAUCUUGAGAGAUAUCCUGCCGCAUAUUGAGAAUAAAAAUCAUAAGAUUAUGGAUGCAAAAGACACGUUCUUCUUUGUCACUGCGAUGGAUAUAUGUAGGAAUCAUCUACAUGAUCGGGAACUAGCGAUGCGUGUUGAUGCAUUGUUGCAUUACGGCGAUAAUUACGAUUUAAUAGGUGAUUCUUUCAAAGAAUCAAUUUACUACCGCCAUUAUUUUCUGCUAAUGUGUGACACGAUGCCUCUUGAUGAGUUCAUGCAGGAUGUUUAUGACAAGUUAGUGCCACAUAUUUACGUCCCUGAACCGGCUGUAAUGACAGAAAUACUUAAAUGUGUCGAAAUGAAUGCCGCAAUUGAAUAUCUUCCUAAAUUAUGGACGGAUAUGACUUGUUUUGAUCAUACUGACCGUGAAAACCUCCUCACUACUGUUUUAAACAUCAUGGUUACCAAUAAACCAUCAGUGGAGAAUGUAAAACUAAUUGAACAGUUUGCGACGGUUGCAUGGGGAGUUUGGAGUAAGAUCGUUAAUCAAAGCGAGAAUAGAAUUAAGAAAUUGGCGUUUACCGGUGAAAUGUUAGGCAACAUCAUGACAGUUGUCCUGUGGAACAACGAUUUUGAGAAAGCAUCGCUUGUUAUGGAUAAACUCGAUAAAGAUAUGCAUAGCGUGAUUGGCAUGCCAAAAAUUGAAGCGUUAUCUUUGUUUAUCGAUCAUUGUAUUGCAGAAAAAAGUCCAUCGAUUGCAAUCAAAUGUAUACAAUAUUGUUCUGAUAAUGGAUUUGCCGAAAGUGAAGAAUUCGCGCAACGUUUGCAGAAAAAUUUAACUCUUGAUGAGUUUGACAGCGAAAAACUGUCAAAACAUGUCGGUUUAGCACUUUCAUCGAAUGAAGAAGUAAAAAAUACCAAAAACAAACAAAAAAAGAAGAGAAACAAUAGGAAACAGAGUCAAACAAAUGAUGAAUCAUUUGAUAAUUAAUUUUUGUAUCAUAUUAUAGUAAAUAAUUGAAUUUUGCGCCUAA
Molecule: messenger RNA, 2217 nt
Organism: Dalotia coriaria
Lineage: Eukaryota; Metazoa; Arthropoda; Insecta; Coleoptera; Staphylinidae
Product: small ribosomal subunit protein mS39
Exons: 6
Coding region: 120-2174 (684 amino acids)
Biological process (GO): mitochondrial translation
Cellular component (GO): mitochondrion
Molecular function (GO): ribosomal small subunit binding; rRNA binding; protein binding
Source: RefSeq, a predicted model, not a curated record